Molecule: messenger RNA, 1328 nt
Organism: Limanda limanda (common dab)
Lineage: Eukaryota; Metazoa; Chordata; Actinopteri; Pleuronectiformes; Pleuronectidae
Gene: tspan34b
Product: tetraspanin 34b
Exons: 8
Coding region: 192-938 (248 amino acids)
Cellular component (GO): membrane
Source: RefSeq, a predicted model, not a curated record
UAGAGGCACAGGAAGUGUCACACAGACACACACACAGCACAUUGUGGGUCAUUCUCCGAGGACAGAAGAACAACACACUCCUGUGCUCCUGUUCUCUCACCGUCCGUCUGCUGUCUCCAUCACCACAGGGAAGGUUCUGACUCUGGAACCUGAGAUUUCUCCUGUGGAAGGUUCAAGACCGAGAAGUGAAAAUGGGAUGUUUCGAAUUCCUCAAAAUCACGAUGUUCGUGUUCAACGGCAUCAUCUUUCUGGCGGGCGCUGCCAUCCUGGGCGUGGGCAUCUGGGUGAAGGUGGACAGCGGCUCCGUCCUCAACUUCCUGGGGAAGAUCGAAGACGCGCCGACAGAACUCAGUCAGAUCCUGAACGUGGGCUACCUGCUCAUCGCCAUCGGGCUGCUGCUGCUGGUCAUCGGCUUCCUGGGCUGCUGCGGCGCCAUGAAGGAGAGCAAGUGCAUGCUGCUGCUGUUCUUCAUCAUCGUGCUGCUGGUCUUCAUCGCGCAGGUUGCCGGAGCCGUGGUGAUCUUGGUGUUCAGACCCUUGGCGGAGGAGCUGAUUCAGAAGCUCCGCACAGCAGCUGUUAAGAACAUCAAGAAGGACUAUGGGAAGAACCAGGACAUCACCGGCCUGUGGAACACCAUGAUGACCGGGCUGCAUUGUUGUGGAUUUCACAACUCCUCAGACUUCGUGGAUUCUCCUUAUUAUGUGGAUCACAACAUGCAGUUGCCGCCCCAGUGUUGUACCGACCUGACCCCCUUCUGUAACCAAUCAAUUGCCGACAGUGGGAAGAUAAACCCUGGCUGCUUCCAAAAGAUCUGGGAUCUGAUUAACAGCAACACACUGGUUAUAGUGGGAGUCGCCCUGGGGAUCGCAGUUCUGGAGAUUUGUGCCAUGGUUGUCUCCAUGAUCCUGUACUGCAGAAUCAAAUCCAUGAGCGCCUAACGGCCGAUGGAAAACACCUGAGAGGGAGUGAAGAGCUCCGCCCCUAUCCUGCAAAAACUUCUAAGUUCAGUCAGAUCCUGUUCAAUCAGAUUAGUGAAGGACAACAUCCAUCAUCCGUCCAUCAUCUGUCCAUCAUCUGUCCAUCAUCUGUCCAUCCGUCCCAGUCCCAUCUCAUUUCUGCUAAAAACAUAAAUUUUUUCACCAAAUAUAAAUCUAACAGAUGCUGUAUAUAACAAAUCUAUUUCUACACUACACUACAACCUGUAAUAAACUGCCAGUUAAUUCAAUUAUAACUAUAUUCACUGUGUCCGACACGGCUGUGGAACGGUGCUGCCGCAGUGCAGCUUGUAAAAUAGCGACACAAGUGACACAUUAUUUGUAUGUAAGUUG